Messenger RNA from Aptenodytes forsteri (emperor penguin), 2578 nucleotides. RefSeq names its product family with sequence similarity 168 member B (gene FAM168B). NCBI's taxonomy places the organism in Eukaryota, Metazoa, Chordata, Aves, Sphenisciformes, Spheniscidae. Bases 23 to 610 code for a protein of 195 amino acids. The transcript has 6 exons. The record is from RefSeq and is a predicted model, not a curated record.
CCUGGAUUCAGUUACUGAAAUCAUGAAUCCUGUGUAUAGCCCUGGAUCUUCUGGGGUUCCCUAUGCAAAUGCCAAAGGAAUUGGUUAUCCAGCUGGCUUCCCAAUGGGCUAUGCAGCAGCUGCUCCUGCCUAUUCCCCUAAUAUGUAUCCUGGAGCAAAUCCUACCUUCCAAACAGGUUAUACACCAGGCACCCCAUAUAAAGUAUCUUGUUCACCCACUAGUGGUGCAGUGCCACCAUAUUCUUCAUCACCAAAUCCCUAUCAGACUGCUGUGUACCCAGUUCGAAGUGCCUAUCCACAGCAGAAUCCAUAUGCACAGCAAGGCACUUAUUACACACAGCCUUUAUAUGCAGCACCACCCCACGUAAUUCACCACACCACAGUUGUGCAGCCUAACGGCAUGCCAGCAACUAUGUAUCCUGCUCCAAUUCCGCCACCAAGAGGGAACGGUGUGACUAUGGGGAUGGUGGCUGGGACUACUAUGGCAAUGUCAGCAGGUACUUUGUUGACAACUCAUUCCCCAACUCCAGUAGCCCCUCAUCCAGUUACUAUGCCCACAUAUCGGGCUCCAGGAACACCAACCUAUAGUUAUGUGCCCCCACAGUGGUGAUCAUCCUGGCAGUCAGUGUUUGAAGAUGGGAGAUAUGCAAUCAAGAAAUUGAGGUUUAAAAGUUGGUGCUGAAGCCCUCAUGCCUCCAACCAGGACUUUUCUUCUGAAUGCUUUCAACACUUGGCUAAACACUACUAAUUCCUGAUCACUGAAGAUUUUCCAGUGCUGCAUAUCUUACAUCUUGGAACUCCAGCAGUUAGUCUUAAAGCAAAUCCUGUUUUGUGGACUGUCUUGCAAUUUUUUAGCUAAUUAUAAUGAUAAAAAGGGAGUAUAAAUUUAUUCUGAUCCAUAUCUAGUGGAAUGCAUGUUAAAACACAAAAACAAAGCUUGCUCAAUCUACCUGCAGUGACUGAUGCAAAAACCAUCAUAUGCAAAUCCAAAGGAACAGAAAAGUAUUUUACAACUUGUAUCACUAAUGCACUGCUGUAAUGUAUGCAGGGUCUUAAAAGGUAGAAUCAUGAAAGUGAGUUUCUUUAUAAAAUACCAUAAUAUACAUUAGAUAAGUGCUUCAGCCUUUUUCAGGUUGAUGGAGUUGCCAGUUUAAAAGGGGCAUAUUUUUAUUUAAGUGAUGUAUUCUUUUCAAAUUCAACUACUAAAUUGGAGUGACUGGAAAAUGAGUCAGACAAGCUGUAGAAAUCCCGCACACAAUUAGUUUACUUCAUACCUUUUCGUUUUCAUUAUAUGGAUUCAGUGUUAUACAGAUGUUCUUAAGGAUCAGAAUGAAAUGGCAAAGGUAAUGCUGUGUGUGCCAGUAAAUAAAGCAAACUUCCUUGAGGCAAAACUGGCUCUUAGGAAUAGUAGGAGGUGACAUCACCUGCAAAAUGAAUUGCAUGUCCUGGGGAAAUACAUAUCCAGUACUAUCUUUCAUAUGAUGCAAGAUGUGUCAAAGUGAGACUGCCACACAGACUGAUCGAAAAACACUUUCUUUUAGUUCUCAGUUCAGGAAAUCCGUGCUGUUUUUCCUAAAGAAUGUUGUAGUCAGUUGAAAAUGUUAUGUGCAGUUGAUCCAACUUGCUUUCCUGAAACUUAAGAAAUGCUAGGGCUUUCUACAACAAACAGGAGGAGUUCAGCUGCAUGUUAUUCUGAGGAAAGCUUGUGUGCCUGAUAAGUAUGUUAAAGGGGAACAAAUCAUUUUAACACAAUUUCCUUAUUAGCUACUUGCAGUAUGAACUAUGGAUAUGCUGUAGUAGGGCUGCCAGAAUAUAGAGGUUUCAAAUAGUUGGGGUUUUUUUUCCUGAAAAUAUUUGUAAUUGAAGUAGGAGCCAUUUGUUGGUUACAGCAUUUUGAUGUGUUUUCUUAGUAUUUUCUUUUUUUACUUCCUAAAUUGCACUUGGAAUCACAUAAAAUAAGACUGACUGCAGAUUAGCAUUUCAUUGCAAUGAGUCAUUUCUGAUAUUCUUUCUUGCAACUUCAAUUUUUAAAAAGUACCUCAAAGCAAAUGCUGUGGGGAUAAAGGGCUAGCCUUAGAACCCAUUUGUAUAUCAAAAUUGUUAUGGGGGAGAUUUUAAAUUUUUAAAUUUGAAUAUUGCACAUAAAAUCAAGGUUUUUCUUAAACCUGCUUGACUUACGACUCCAGAAAGAUGCGAUUUUCUUUUUUUUUUUUUUUGAUACAUUCUGCCUGCAAUAAAUUAUGCAGUAAAUGGUUAUAAAAUGUUGUUCCCUUUUAAGUGUUUACACAGAGGUAUAUCAGGCUGUAUUGUUCUUGUAGGUUAAUUUCCAUUCAGAAGUAAAUUUUUUUAAGUUGUAUAUCUAGUUACGCUUUGUUUUGGGGUGUUCUGCUUCUAUACAGAUUUGGCAGCUACUUCAGGGUAGCAUCAGUGCUGAUUUAAUGCUGCCAUUCCAGUACUCUGCCCUGGCAGGAGGCUUAUGUUCCUUCAUAACCCAUUGGUGGUUAGAGCCUUCAGCAACUUUAUUUUUUUGCACUGUGCACUGUCCAUAUAUUUUACUCCCCCCCCCCUCUUUUUUUUU